This is a messenger RNA of Drosophila elegans, 924 nucleotides long. Its product is annotated as replication stress response regulator SDE2. The record is from RefSeq and is a predicted model, not a curated record. The transcript is spliced from 2 exons. Lineage: Eukaryota; Metazoa; Arthropoda; Insecta; Diptera; Drosophilidae. Gene Ontology annotation, cellular component: nucleus. The coding region runs from base 50 to 748 and encodes 232 amino acids.
CAAAGAGGAAUAGCAAUAACAAUCGUUAUCGAAAAGGGAAAACGUCGAAAUGGACAUUAAUAUUUUUAUAAACAACCAAAUUUUAAUUAAUUGUGCGAGUCCCGUUAAUUAUGUUGAGCUAUGCAGCCAGAUUGAGAAGAACACAAACUUGCAACCUAAAGACUAUUAUUUGGUAAGAAAUGGCAAACGUUUGUCUGGAGAACUCCUUCAUGGUGAUGUCCACUGCGUCCUGCGCCAGCUGGGCGGCAAGGGAGGAUUCGGAUCCAUGUUGCGAGCCAUUGGCGCCCAAAUCGAAAAGACCACCAAUCGCGAAGCUUGUCGGGAUCUGAGUGGCCGCCGACUGAGGGACAUCAAUGAGGAAAAGCGAGUGCGCGCCUGGCUGGACAAACAGGGCGAGCGGGAACGGGAGGCGGAGGAGCGGAAGAAGCGCAAAAUCGAGAAGCUGCUGGCUGUGCCAAAACACGACUUUAAGGACGAGAAGUACGAGGAGGCCAGGGCCAAUCUCACCGAGAAGGUGAAUGACGCUUUUGAGGAAGGACUUAAGCAGGCAGAAGGUAUCAAAGAGAAGGAGACGCAGGCCCAGGAAGCAUCCACCAGUGGCACAAAGAGGAAAUCACCAGUUGAAGACAAAACCAAGGCCAAAAAGAAGAAAAAGGGCACCCUCUGGAUAGGCGAUGACAUUUCAGGAUCCGACUCGGAGGACAGCGAGGAGGAACUUGAGGCGCAGAAAAAGGCCAUUAAAAACUAGAUAAAAAGGUUUACAAUUAAGUAGGAAGGACUAUUUGUACCACUUCAUAUGUAAAUGCCGCUAAAUAAUAAAUUUACAAGUCUAACGCAUGUGAAAAUAUCGAAACAAAAAUAAUAGAAAUAAGCAGACCCAAUAGUUAUUUGAAUAUACCGAAUAAACUGACUCGACAUAUAAAA